CGGUCACGUGACGCGCUACAAAAGUCACGCGAGACUCCGGGCUCGUUAAGAAUCCCAGAGCGAUGGCGGCGACGCCUGCAGACGAGGCGAGCCUGCAGUCUCGCAUCAACAAAGCCACCAGUCCUCUGAAUAAAGAGACAGACUGGGACAGCAUCAAUGGAUUUUGUGAUCAUAUGAGCAAUGAGCCAGAUGGGCCUCAGCUUGGAACCAGACUUCUGGCCCACAAGAUCCAGUCUCCCCAGGAGUGGGAGGCGAUGCAAGCGCUGAUGGUCCUUGAGACAUGCAUGAAGAACGGUGGGAAGAAAUUUCAUGGUGAAGUGGGAAAGUUUCGCUUUCUAAAUGAGCUUAUCAAGGUGGUCUCCCCUAAGUAUUUAGGAGGCCGCGCUCCAGAGGCAGUGAAGACGAAAGUCUUGGAAAUGAUGUACCGCUGGACUGUGAGGUUUCCAGAUGAAGCCAAGGUCGCAGAAGCUUAUCACAUGCUGAAAAAACAGGGCAUUGUCAAGCAAGAUCCUGUGCUUACUGAUGGAGAGCCCCUCCAACCCCCCCCAGCCCGAGCCAAGAAUGACAUCUUUGAGGACGAGGAGAGAUCCAAGACGCUGUCUCGCUUACUGAACAGCAGUCACCCAGAUGAUUUAAGAGCAGCAAACAAACUCAUUAAGGAUAUGGUUCAAGAGGAUCAGAAGCGAGUGGAGAAGGUAUCCAAACGAGUGAAUGCCAUCCAGGAGGUGAAGGAGAGCGUCAGCCUGCUGAAUCAGCUGCUGGAGGCGUACGACAAGGAGAGCUGUUCCCAGAACAACCAGGAGCUUAUUAAGGACCUUUACCAGCGCUGUGAGAAAAUGAGGCCUACACUUUUCAGAUUAGCCAGUGAUACAGAGGACAGUGAUGAAGCAUUAGCGGAUAUCCUGCAGGCCAACGACAGUUUGACCCAGGUCAUAAAUCUGUACAGACAGCUGGUAAAGGGUGAGGACGUUACCAAGGAUGGCAUAUCGGUGUCCUCACAGCCAGACUUGAAGUCAGACAGCAGUAGUUCAGCACUUGUAGACCUGGCAGGACUCAACAUUUCUAUUAAGACACAAAACUCCAAACCAGAGUCAUUUGAUCUACAGAUGUUGUCUCAGAACGUUGGCUUUAGCCUCUUGGAUGACGAACUCAUGUCUCUGGGAUUGAAUGUAACGGACAACUGUGACUCUGACAAACCGUCUCAGUCUUUGGAUAUCACAGAAGCAUCUGCGUCAUGUGUGCCGGCUGCAGUGUUGCUCCCAGCUGUGGUCCAAACCCCACAGGUCCCCCCAGGGGCGGGUCCCGCCGCCCCUCCUAAAGCCAUGGAGGAGCUAGAACUGUUGGGGAAAACACUGUUACAGCAAUCUCUACCUCCAGAGAGCCAGCAAGUUAAAUGGGAUAAGUUCCAGCCUCAGUCUCGAGUUUCUUUACGAGACCUCCAGGUCAAGUCCGGUUGUAAGCCUGUUUCAUCAUCCAACUCCUCGUGCUCUGCUCCUGCUGCAACGUCCAACACGCUCAUUCAUUCAGAGCAACUUGAUGCCGUCCACUCCAAUCCAAGUCUUGCUGAGAAGGGCUUGUCGUCGGCAGCUGACCACUACGACAACAUCUCUCUAGCUGACGUUAUGGUGCCUCUGGAGUCGAUAAAACCCAGUAGUUUGUUACCAGUGACUGUAUUUGACAAACACAGUCUUCGGGUGUUGUUCACCUUCGCCCGGGACUGUCCUCCUUCAAGACCUGAUGUUCUGGUGGUGAUCAUCUCCAUGCUGUCCUCGGCCCCCAUUCCUGUCACCAACAUCCGUUUCCAGGCAGCUGUCCCCAAAGUUAUGAAGGUAAAGCUGCAGCCUCCCUCCAGUACCGAGCUCCCAGCCUUCAAUCCCCUCCUGCCUCCAGCUGCUGUCACACAGAUUCUGCUCUUGGCUAACCCUCACAAGGAAAAAGUGCGCUUGCGGUACAAACUAACUUUCAACCUGGAGGACACGUUUCAUGAUGAGUCCGGUGAUGUCGACCACUUCCCUCCUCCAAACACUUGGGGGACCCUUUAGUGAGAAGAACCGGUCUCUCGUCAUCCGAUAUGCUGCUUUCUUUAUAUUUAGGCUGAAGUUGUCCUUCAGCCCCGGCUGAGGCAAGAUUUCCACUCAAGUGGUUUCAGACUCUGGUUUGGAAGUACAGACGUGAGAGCAGUUGUGGAAACCAGUUUACCUUGUGCCUUCUUAUCCUCACAUGUCUAUGUUGCUGAGCUGUUGCUGAUUUUUCUUUUCUUCCUGCAAUCAUUCCAGUGUAUUGAUAUGAAACCAGUUAUCAGAAAUGAUCAAUACAGCAACUCCUGUGAUAUUAAAUUGAGCCUUUUAAAAGUUGCCAAUUGAUCCAAUUUACACAUUGCUGAUCAAGUCCAAUCUCAUGCAUUUUUUUUUUUUCUCUACCAAUUAUCCUUGGUUUUUCCCUCAGAUUUAAAAUAUCUCACCUUCUACAUUUAAAACCAGCACAAAGGUUUUCUCUUUGAGCCAAAUCAGUUUAAAGUAUUAGGAAUUAAAUUGAAAAUGCUGUUACCAAAUCUUUCAAUCUUUUGUUUAUUCAAACAAUGAACAUGUACAUACUUUUUGUCUUUGUCUUGUCGGGGUAUUAUAUACGUGAACUGUAGUGGGGUGGUGUGCUCAUCUCUCAGCUCUGAUGACGUGUUUUUUGCAGCACAUACAUUGGCUCCUGCCUGUUGCCAGCUGGGACAGGCUCCGGCAGACUUGUGUGACCUUGAAUAGGAUCCAAGCGUUUAGAAAAUGACGGUGGGACAGAUGAUAGGAUCAUCAUAGCUGGAAAAGCACAGGUGUGACUGAUGCUGAAUACCAGGACUGUGAACUGUAAGGUCCUGUUUUGUGUAAUUUUAUUUUCAUCCAAAAAGGACUUAAUCCCCAUCCCCUAAAAUUUAAUUGUUAUUUACGUCUGCACUUUUUGUAUGCUUACCAAUUUUAAACAUCAUCGCACUUUUGUUUUGCACAAGAAAGCAUUUUAUUUUACAUUAAAUUUUCAUCACUUCUCUUUUUUUCCGACUGUUGAUGAACCCACAAAAUGAAGUCCUGAGUUUAUGGCAAAAUGUCUUUUUCCUCUUAUGUUCUGAGAUGAUUUUGUUCCUCUUCCCUCUUGUUUUGUACACGUAUGUAUACAAAUUACUGUUUUAACAUAACAUGUCAACGACUCAUUCCAAUAUCGACAGAUGUUAAUUUGAGCAAAGAUAUAUGAUCACCUCUCAGAUUCACAAAGAUGAAUGUGAGACUAGUGGAAUAAACACAACUGAGAUGAAUCACCCAAAUCUGCUUUCAGUAGUCUUAAAUAUCAAUGUGAUUCCAGACUUUGUUCCACAUUAACUAGUAUUGACAGAAAAUUCAUAGCGCUAUAUUUUUGUUGAACCUAAAUGUAUAAUUUUACAGUGUAUUAAAUUAGUAAAAUCCAGAUUUUGAAUACACCGAGAGACAGUUGUAUGUUUACAAUAAGAAUUGUAUAAAUAUGUAAUUUACUGUACAUUUCAUUCCUAGGGAGGUGAAGUUAUUUGCACCCCCUACUGUUAAUAAAAUCAUUACAUCAUUACACAUAACCACAAAUGAAAGCACUCAAAAUACAUUCUCCUGGCCCCAAACCAAGACCACACUGCAAAUAUAUCUGAAUAAAAUAAUUUAUAAAGC
Cololabis saira (Pacific saury) is the source of this 3671-nucleotide messenger RNA. Its product is annotated as ADP-ribosylation factor-binding protein GGA1-like. Lineage: Eukaryota; Metazoa; Chordata; Actinopteri; Beloniformes; Belonidae. Gene Ontology annotation, cellular component: trans-Golgi network. Gene Ontology annotation, biological process: intracellular protein transport; vesicle-mediated transport. Gene Ontology annotation, molecular function: small GTPase binding; ubiquitin binding; phosphatidylinositol binding. The transcript has 17 exons. The record is from RefSeq and is a predicted model, not a curated record. Bases 63 to 2042 code for a protein of 659 amino acids.